Molecule: messenger RNA, 1209 nt
Organism: Fusarium pseudograminearum CS3096
Lineage: Eukaryota; Fungi; Ascomycota; Sordariomycetes; Hypocreales; Nectriaceae
Exons: 3
Coding region: 1-1209 (402 amino acids)
Molecular function (GO): protein binding
Source: RefSeq, a predicted model, not a curated record
AUGGCAGACCAGACGGUCAACGAGCUCCGACUCGAAUAUCUCCCUCCUGAGAUUCUUUCCGAGAUUGGUCGGUGCAUGUCGCUCGAGGACCUCAAAAACGUGUCUAUGACCUCCAAGAAAAUGCGGCGGUCCUUUUCCCGAUGGCUAUUCCAUAGCGUCGCCGUCAGCGGCAACGGAGAUAAAGUCAUCUAUCAAAUCGCACACCUGCUGCCGUCCAUGAACACUGAGAUGAGACAGAUGAUGAUGGCAAACGUCAAGCAUAUCCGGCUUCAUGUUUCCGGCCCGCCCGAAUCUUAUUAUUAUAAUAUCAGGAAGGGCCAGCGAGUUAGCAGACUUCCGGUACUUUUGGCAACAAUAUUGCAACAAGUAGAGAACGUCGCUUCUAUCGACCUGAAAACAUAUGAUUAUCUCUCUAAAACAGAUCAUGAGAAAUUGGACGAACUCUUCUCCCGGCUCCCUGUAUACACUCGACUCUACAGCCUCACACUCGGCACAAAGAAGGAUAUGAAUAGGCUCAUCAACAAGUCUGCGAGAAACAGCAUCAAGUAUUUGACAUUGACCGACGACAGUGGUAACAGCCUACUGAAAAUCGCAAAGUUAAAAUGCCCAGAUCUUCGUCGGCUGGUUCUUCGUAAGGACUUCCGUGGUAUAUACAACCCUGCGCGGGAAAGCCUCGAAGCAGUUGGGAAAGACGUCAGCAAAGCAUUCCCUGAGCUAGAGUGGCUUGUGAUAGAUUACGACUGGGUAACCAUUAGGGAUAAAUAUACCGAUGGCGAUCUCAAGGGGCUCCUAGGACCUUUGGCUCACGCCGUCAAUGGCAUGCCGGAACUUGAAAGACUAUGUGUCAGGCUAUCAAGUGGCCUGCGCUGUAAGAUGAACAUCGCAUUUUUGACCUCAUGUUUGACCUCAUUUUUGGCCCCUGAUGAGAUCCUUGAAGAGGUAGAUUAUGUGGAGAGAGAACUCGAAAGCGGAAUGGCACAUAUCGCUGAGAUCGCGCCGAAUCUAAAACAAAUCUGCUUCACCGCAUUCGACUCGAGUGCUAUCCGGCGAGACAACGACCACUGGCGUGGGCCAGUUUUUCGCGAUUACAGGAUGCCGACACCCCCGUUCAUGUAUCGCGGUGUUCGAAACACCGAGUCCGCCAAGAUGUCUCUCGAGAGACUUCCGGUUCCCGGUAGACACGAGUUUCCUCGAGGCCUGAUAUACUAA